GUUGGUCAAGUCAAAGGACUCUUGAACGGACCAUCACCUGCAAUUCACCCUGAAAUACACCACCACCACCAACAACAGCACGCAUAUAACUGCCUGCCAGUGGAAACCAAUACUCAAACGAAAGCAGAAAUCCUGAAUGCGACCAAGCUACUGAAGUCUGAGAAAGCAGCAGGACCAGAUGGAAUACCCCCUAAAUUACUGUAAACGGACCCGAGACUGCAGCAAAUGUGCUCAUGCCACUAUUGCAACAGGUUUGGAAUGAAGGAAAGGUGCCUACCGAUAAGCUGCCUUAACAAGCUACCAAAGAAGGGCGAAUCAGGCCCCUGCACCAACUGGCGUGGAAUAAUGUUCCUGUCCACACCAAGUAAAGUGCUAAGUCGUGUCAUCAUGGAGAGAAUAAAAGAUGCACUGGAUACAGUCAGCCCGCCUGAACUAGCUGGAUUCAGGAAAGGCCAAUCAUAUACUGAUCGAAUUGCUACUCUACGUAUCGUCAUCACAGAACAAAGCAUAGAAUGGCAGUCAAACCCUCUACCUCAACUUCAUUGACUUCGAAACGGCCUUUGACAGAGUGUUGACCGAUAAGUAAUUUGGCGACUACUUCAACACUACGGCGUGCAUUUCUCAAAUAUUCCUCAACCUCAUUCAACAGCUGG
This is a messenger RNA of Trichobilharzia szidati, 653 nucleotides long. The record is from the annotation of a GenBank genome assembly. Lineage: Eukaryota; Metazoa; Platyhelminthes; Trematoda; Strigeidida; Schistosomatidae.